Messenger RNA from Fulmarus glacialis (Northern fulmar), 280 nucleotides. It is a transcript of the gene SAP18, whose product is annotated as Sin3A-associated protein, 18kDa. The annotation marks the transcript as partial. Gene Ontology annotation, molecular function: transcription factor binding; transcription corepressor activity. The transcript has 2 exons. Gene Ontology annotation, biological process: negative regulation of DNA-templated transcription. Gene Ontology annotation, cellular component: nucleus. Lineage: Eukaryota; Metazoa; Chordata; Aves; Procellariiformes; Procellariidae. The record is from RefSeq and is a predicted model, not a curated record.
GAUGGAUGCAACUCUGAAAGAGCUGACCAGCUUAGUGAAAGAAGUCUACCCGGAAGCACGGAAGAAGGGUACACACUUCAAUUUUGCAAUUGUUUUUACAGAUCUCAAGAGGCCUGGAUAUAGGGUGAAGGAGAUCGGCAGUACCAUGUCGGGCAGGAAGGGCACAGAUGAUUCCAUGACAUUGCAGUCUCAGAAAUUCCAGAUAGGAGACUACUUGGAUAUAGCAAUUACUCCUCCGAAUCGUGCACCACCCCCAUCAAGCCGCAUGAGACCGUACUAA